AUGAUAAAAAUAGCUACCUCAUCCGCAAAAGGGAUCAUCCCAGGCCCUGAUAAACCUUGCUAUGUUGCAGGCAAUUAUUCAAUUCCGCAAUCUUCAAGACUAAACCCCGACAUUGAAUGCGUUGAAGGCCCUCAAGCUUUUCCGCCUAUACCAGACUUAAAGUAUCAGGGAACGACAUAUUCCUCCAUUGAUUAUCAUCAAUCAGAUAAAAGCUGGGUUCCGGUCCCUUUUGCGCUUCAAAAUUUAUCACCCUCGAAGAACCUUCCUAAAGACACCGCCCUGGACAAGCUAUCAAUCUAUAUGACACUCUAUGGGAGCAUGAUUGUCGGUUUACGUAGCAUUGGGCCCAGGGCUCCCAAAGGUGCUAUCUCACAAAUGAAAGCCCUCAUAGAGUUUUUGUCAUUGAACGUUGCGGUGGUCCAGCAGGAUAUCCCACGGGUCAAAACUCAACUCGCAUCAGUCUUGAGCAAAUGUCCUAACUGCAGUGUUAAAGAUAAAUACGAUGUGAUCAUGUUUGCCUCUUCGACAGGAAUUGAUCCAGAGAAGUUCUUUUUGGAGCUAGAAGGAUCAGGUUGUAAUUCAAGGGCAAAAUGUGCUGAUUUACAAAAAGCCGAAUCAAAUAGAAUAAAAUCCAAGAAUAGUGCUGUCUUGAGCACUUUCUUACUUAGCUCUGGUGCUCCUAGCUGUAGAUUUAACUUUGAUCAUUCAAAGUACUUUUUCGUUUUCAUGAUUCCCAUUCUGGCCUUGGUAGUUUGA
This is a messenger RNA of Melampsora larici-populina 98AG31, 756 nucleotides long. RefSeq lists its product as uncharacterized. The record is from RefSeq and is a predicted model, not a curated record. The coding region runs from base 1 to 756 and encodes 251 amino acids. The transcript is spliced from 5 exons. Lineage: Eukaryota; Fungi; Basidiomycota; Pucciniomycetes; Pucciniales; Melampsoraceae.